GAAAAGUUGACGAAGAUGAAGGAAUGGUCGUAUAACGAUGCGUGAGUUUAUCAGAAGGCACCGUGAGAAGCUGAUCUCCGGACUUCUCUCUGGGUAGCUGUUAACAGGGGAUUUAAUUAUAACGAUUCUUGCCACCACGGGCUUGUCAGAGCCCGUAUUUCCAGACACUAACGGCCAGGUCUUCAUCUUCCCGAUCGUCGUGUUUGCGAUAUCUGGUUUCCUCGGAGUAAUUUUAGCUAUUUAUAGGGAUGCCAUGAAAUGGCUGUUAAACAUUCACGCCGCCUUUCUGGUACUCACUCUUUUGAUCUCUAUGACGUCAUUUAUGGCGAUCUCCAACAACGUAAGGACUUAUGACAUGGAGAGCUGCUACCUUAACGGGACAGUGUGUGACUGCAGGGAUGGGACAGAGAUGGUUGUGGAUUGUGACAGGUUGUAUCGCCUCCAUGUCAUUAUCUUCAUCAUCAUUGUAACAUACCUCAGCUGUAUGCUUCUCUGUCUAGUGGAGAGCGUGUGGGAUGCAAAGCGCAUGUGCUGCAGUGACGAGAUAGUGGAUAUUCCAGGAGUAUUAGAUGACGAUGAAGAGGAUGGCGAGAAAACCUCAAAGAACAAAGUUACAAAGAAUGUGUUCACCUUACAAGAUAACCAUAAUGUUUCUAUACAACAGACGAAAGCCGAAGAACGCGCAAAAACUUCACUAAAUGUGGAGUAA
Messenger RNA from Saccostrea cuccullata (small rock oyster), 709 nucleotides. RefSeq lists its product as uncharacterized. The transcript is spliced from 6 exons. NCBI's taxonomy places the organism in Eukaryota, Metazoa, Mollusca, Bivalvia, Ostreida, Ostreidae. The record is from RefSeq and is a predicted model, not a curated record. The coding region runs from base 254 to 709 and encodes 151 amino acids.